AUGAAAUCCAAAGUGGGCGUGGCCAUCUUCCUGCUGUGUGCGACUGGCGUCUGUGUGUUUUGGAGAGACGACGUCUCGUCGUACUUCGCGCCUCGGGAGGAAAUACCCUGGGCUUGUGACCGAUGUUUAUCCGAAGAAGAGCCGUUGCUCAUGCAGCGUUUUAGAAAAUUUGCUGAACCGUUUUUGUCGGUAAACCACAAUUUCUCAGUGGAUACUUUCAACUGGUGGAAGCGCCUGCAGUUUGAAAAGCGAAGCUUCGAGGACUACAAAGAAACGGUGCACAAGAUGUUUCAGAUGAUCCCGACCAGCGCUGAAGUUGUACCGCCCCGCGCCGACCACAGAAAGACUUGUGCUGUGGUCGGCAAUUCUGCUAAUUUAAAGAAAUCCCAUCACGGACCUCUGAUAGAUUCACAGGACGUCAUUAUAAGAAUGAACAGAGGUCGUAUCAAAGGCUUUGAAGCGGAUGUUGGGACCAGGACAACUCAUCAUGUCAUGUAUCCAGAGAGCGCUCUGGACCUGGAGAACACCACACAUCUCGUGCUGUUUGCCUUUAAGAUACUGGAUCUGGAGUGGGUUACGAAGGCCCUCAGCACAGGGUUUUCUGGAAGAUCAUAUGCGCCAAUUAGAUCAAAAAUCAAGGCCAACAAGAAUUUGGUGAUGGUUCUUAAUCCAGCUUUCAUGAGGUAUGUUCAUGAAGUGUGGCUGCAGAGGAGGGGCCGCUAUCCAUCCACUGGCUUCAUGGCUUUGGUUCUCGCCCUGCACAUGUGUGACGAGGUCCAUGUGUUCGGCUACGGAGCGGACAGUGAUGGAAACUGGAGUCAUUACUGGGAAGAACUCAAAAACAAAAAGUUCAAAACCGGAGGGCAUCCUGGAGAUGUGGAGUAUGCACUGAUCAAGGAGCUCCAUCAGAACAAAAUACUCGAGUUUUAUAAGGGGUGGUGA
Molecule: messenger RNA, 942 nt
Organism: Pseudoliparis swirei
Lineage: Eukaryota; Metazoa; Chordata; Actinopteri; Perciformes; Liparidae
Product: CMP-N-acetylneuraminate-beta-galactosamide-alpha-2,3-sialyltransferase 1-like
Exons: 6
Coding region: 1-942 (313 amino acids)
Molecular function (GO): beta-galactoside (CMP) alpha-2,3-sialyltransferase activity
Source: RefSeq, a predicted model, not a curated record